Messenger RNA from Sphaeroforma arctica JP610, 3398 nucleotides. RefSeq lists its product as hypothetical. Lineage: Eukaryota; Ichthyosporea; Ichthyophonida. Bases 75 to 3212 code for a protein of 1045 amino acids. The transcript has 4 exons. The record is from RefSeq and is a predicted model, not a curated record.
UAAUUCUCCGCAGAUACUAAUGAUGUGUCGGUAGGGUUGAGCUCGCAGUGCGAACUCCACAAAAUUGCGACACGAUGCAAAUCGACCGGCGGAUUUUGAGGAAACCCAUUUACCUGGAUCAACACGACGGGACGUGUGCAUACCCGAUUGUGCCUCCAAUACGAGAACAUCACAAGCAAUCCAAAUAUACCGUUACCAUGACAACCAAUCCAUUGGCGCGCAGCCCCACAACGGCGCGGUCUACUGAGGACUUCUGCGGGAGCCCAUCCGAACGUCCCUCCCCACUGCAGUUCGAAGAGAAGCUCCCGCUGAACCGCAAAGGCACCGCUGCCUCGGAUCAAGCCGUGUAUACGGUAUCCCAAAGAGUGGAUGUGGAUACCAAACACGAAGUUCGGAACAAAGACUCGUACAUGCGCCGCGCCUCUGCACCCAUCAGUUCGCCCAACCAGCCCCCGCCCAAGCCCAUGGAAAUUAGCACACGCUUCACGGUGCCGCUGAAGGAGAACGCCGAGAUAGAGGAUGUGAUAGGCUAUGAUAGUAAUAAGGAUAGCGACCAAGAAGUCGAUUCCGCGGGGUUUCAAGAGAUUUCGGACCGGUCCAAGUCUGGCCGAAGGAAGGACAGGGGUGCACGGGUGUGUACAAAGUGUGGCAAGAGUACAAUAUACGUUACCAAGGGUGUGGACGGGUCAUAUACGGUCCCGAGGAGACGUAGGAGGGGUACCAUGGAGGUCUCAGCAGGGGGUGUGAAUAUGGACACAGAAGAACAAUAUACAGAUGAGGAUAUAGAUAUAGGGGGCAUGAACUUAGACGGAAUGCUGAUAUCCGGUAUAAACAGCACUUUCAUCGGGAACGAUCAAGAUGGGAUCGCGUGGGGUGAAAGUUCGGAUGAUAUCGAGGAAUGGGCCGAUGAUGUGGGUGAGACAGAGUUGGUGGACUACGCCAAGGUGUGCAGCUUGCUCGGGGGGUCGGAUGACAGCGACAGUGACAGUGAGAGCGAAGUAGGUGAGAGUGUAUCUGAGGCUUACGAGGGUGACGGAACUGAGAGUGUCGAUAGCUUACUACCCAGUACGUACGAACAGGAGAAUGCGUCGUCUGAGAGUGACGCCGGGGAGGAUCUCGGAGACGGAUGGAGUGACCUCAGCAGUGGUGAGAGUUCAGGUUCAUCGGACAGUGAGUCUGAGUGUGGGUGUGUCUCAAGUGCUGACAGCACCGAUGAAAGGGAAACCAGCUCCUCGGAUGAGCUGGAGGAUGACAAUCUGAUGAAGAAAUCGGGUAACCACGCGGUGUCUCAGUCUUCAGAGACCCCCUCCAAGGCCCGCUCAAUUCCGCAAAUGGCCAUCAACGAGUUCUUAGACGCAGUAGCGAGUAGUGGAAGUAUAUUGCCACCUGCGGACAACGCAAACACAACACCUACAAAAUAUAUCAAAGAUUCACUCAGCUCGGGCUCCAAUAGUACUCCAACACCCGGGUACGGCCUGGUGAUAGAUGCGGCGGGUAAUAUCAUACCAUCGGCCAUGAGGAAAAGCUCCAUAGAAAGCCCGUUACGAAGCUCUAGUUGGGCGGACCAAACUCGCGAGGGUCCGUUUCUCAGUACUAAAGCCGAUUCGCCAUCGAGGUCUCGGCCCGCUUCACCCCCACAACGGGACGGACUGUCCCCGUCACCGCCCCUGGUGUUCUACGCAUACUCGGGGAAGGGCCACGCACACCGCCAACGGCAACACACAGACAGGCAUGCGCCACACGGGGCAUUUAUGCACACACACGGCCAUGAUCACGGCACAGAGGGCAGGAGGCAUCGGCCCUUUGUGCACCCGCAGAGGGGCGGGGGGACGGGGACGGGUCUGCGUGCACAACCACACACACAUACACAUACAUAUAAACCGAACAGUGCGCGUCCGCAAACGUAUCCCCACACCCCGGCCCUUUUACAGAACCAUACUCUGGGCCCUUCAUACACAUACACACACACACAUGACACAACGCAACAGCACCUGUCACGCUCUCAGUCGCAGCAUGUGGGGACGCGGAAAUUAACGCGGGAAGAGAUCAGUGCCAUUGAUCAACAGAUGCGUGCGCGUGUUCCUGCGCGGUACGACCAACAACCGGCUUGUUUAGGAGCUGUCAAGUUCAGCGAGUCCGUGAUGAUGGUACCCCUACCCGAGAACGAUGACACGCGUAAUGCCCGUAUGGGCACGUGGGUGCAGGACGCCAUGCGCGAAAGACGGGCGGAGAUGAUGGCCAAUGCCAAUGCUGCUGCCGCUGCGUUCCAACAACAACAACAGACGGACUCCUCGCCCGACAUAUUCAGUUCAUCGCAGCACACACUGAGCUUCGACUUUGCAGCCACCGCGCCUGCGAACAGCCCAGAGAACAACGGCACAACCUCAUCGCCCACAAGCAGCACGAGCACGCCGAGUGUAUCAAGCAGUACUAGUACACCCAGUGCAUCAAGGCAGGUUUCCGCUACCAAGGCGAAGUCAGGCGCAGAUACCAGUGAUUACGCGCAGAAACAAGCACCGGUGGUGUUCCUGCAGCAUGUGCGGCGUCCGCGGGCCGGCAGCAAAAAUACUACUACCAAUAUUAAUACCAAAAUCAAUACCAAUAUUAGUACCAAUACCAUUACCAAUACAACACCUGAGCAAGACAGUUCGGUACCUACGGGCACCUCCGAUAUGCUGGACACCGAUACAGAUACAGACAACGACGUACCGGACUUUAUGACCGAGUAUGCUGACCUGGCGAGCUGCUCGCACGACACACCAUCGCAUAUUGACUUAGGUGCGGUGGAUGUAGAUCUGAGCCGCGUGAAUAUAGGCAGCGGUGUGGCGGUGGGCGUGGGCGUGGGGAUGGGGUCGACCUAUGAGGAGGCCUACGCAGCCGCGGUGCGGGCGGGGAACAUAGCGGUGCAGAAGAACGCGCAGGCGCAACAGGCGACGGCUCACAACCAGGCCAUUUCCGUGUCACGGACCGGUACUAAGCUUGCGCAUAGUCAGAAGGACGCACGUGGUGGUAGUGAUGGGAGAGAUAAGGGCUCCGGGUACCCCGGGCCUGUGUGUGGGGUGAAUCACUGCUGUGCCAUUUGCCGCCCUGAGUUCUCGUUUGUGGAGUGGAUCUUCGAGGUGGAGCGGCGCGAGAAGCUGUGGCUACACGAGCACAAGUUGUGCGACUGCUACCAGGCCAAGGGACUGGUGGUCUGGCCAGAAGACGGAUGAGGGCUCUACUGUGGGAGGGGAGUAUAGUACGGGCGAAUAUCGAGGCAUGACGUACGUAGCCUUGUGAAGUGUAUGUAUUACUUGAAUACCGUAGCCGAUGGGAUACUUGUAGAAGUCGCAGUAGAGUCCAUUCGGAAGAUUGACAUAUAGUAAAAUAUGGGAUACUCCCCUGCAUCUAUCUAUCUG